CAUUUUGUCAUAUGUUGGGCUAUUUUGUAAUUUUUACUACAUAUAAAGUUCUUGAUAAGACUAGACGGAAUUUCUAUUUGUCAUAUACGCCCUUCAAAGCAAAAGUUGGCUUGGUUCAGAUAGCGAAGCAAUUUGAAUUUCUGACUUUACUGACAUAUUUACUAGAUAACGACUGUAUGCUAUUUGUAGUGGACAAACUAGAGUUACGGAACAGCAAAUUGCAUUAAACUUCCAAUAUUUCCUUGUUUCCCUUGAAAAGAUGAAAAGUUCACGUCGUGGAUUUUUCAAAAUAUUGAGAAACUACUUGCUACUUGAAAUUUCUAUUUGUUGCCAGACAAAGCACCAAGUCGUCUUUCUAGCACCAGAAGCACUGGUUGAAUGGCAGUCGAAAAUUAAAGUUUGCUAUUCUGAUAAUAGAUCAGUCCAUCAAACUUUUAAGGGCUGUUGAAAGCAAGAAAGAAGAGCACAAAUACUAUUCAUUAAGAGCAGUUUGGAGAUAUAUUCUAGAACAGCUGCGAAACUUGUUCAAGAGAAACCAACGCCAUUUGAGUGGAGUUGUUGGUCUGAAAAGGAAAAACUCUCUCGCAACUGCAGAGUUACACCACCUAGUACACAACUGACGUUUUCCUGUGCACUUGACAAAAGCAACCGACCUAUACAACUGCAAAUCUCUUUCCCGUAAACCGUCUGGAUGGAAAAACAAGUUUAGUAAAAUAAUACUCUAGAAAAUCAGUCGAUCACUCUCCAAGGAGGUCUUCUGACCCAAAAAAGACCGUGUUGAGGAAAAAAAGAAGUCUGAAAAAGGCUUCGGUCUUAUGUCGACCUUGGUCAGUUAAGAGUUCAUAGACCCCCCAUCGGGGAUAAUUUCGAAUAGCUUUUGAUGACGCUUGGUGUCCUUCAAC
Messenger RNA from Galdieria sulphuraria, 902 nucleotides. RefSeq lists its product as uncharacterized. NCBI's taxonomy places the organism in Eukaryota, Rhodophyta, Bangiophyceae, Galdieriales, Galdieriaceae. The transcript is spliced from 2 exons. The record is from RefSeq and is a predicted model, not a curated record. Bases 12 to 227 code for a protein of 71 amino acids.